AUGGUCCUCAUCCUAUCACUCAUCGUAGCUCUCGUUGGUGCGGAAAGUGCCUCACGCCCCCCACGUGGACUUUCUAAGACUGGCAAAGUCCUGUGUCCCAGCGGUACUGGUAAACAGGAGUAUGGAUAUAUAAAAGUCAGUCCACUCCAAAGGUUCUUCUACACUUCCAUACAGGCCGAUGGGAACCCUACGACGGCACCCACUUUCUUAUUCAUUAACGGUGGCCCCGGUGCAAGCAGCAUAUCACCCGCGCUGCAGAUGAAUGGGCCAUGCCUUAUGUCUCCGACUUCCAAACACCUGGUUACGAACACGUUCUCCUGGACGGGAGAAACUAAUGGUAUCUAUGUCGAUGCGCCGGUACCUGCGGGGUUCAGCAUAGGACCUGUGGAGCGCGGAUGGGAUAAUUUGAUGCAGAACUUGGAGGAUUUCGUCAACGAAUUCUUCAAACAGCAUCAAAAUCUCAACCGCAACGUUCAUCUGAUUGGCCCCUCGGCAUCGGGUGAGGUCACCUAG
Messenger RNA from Perkinsus marinus ATCC 50983, 513 nucleotides. RefSeq lists its product as hypothetical. Lineage: Eukaryota; Perkinsozoa; Perkinsida; Perkinsidae. Gene Ontology annotation, molecular function: serine-type carboxypeptidase activity. The transcript is spliced from 4 exons. The coding region runs from base 1 to 513 and encodes 170 amino acids. The record is from RefSeq and is a predicted model, not a curated record. Gene Ontology annotation, biological process: proteolysis.